Molecule: messenger RNA, 1225 nt
Organism: Oryzias latipes (Japanese medaka)
Lineage: Eukaryota; Metazoa; Chordata; Actinopteri; Beloniformes; Adrianichthyidae
Source: RefSeq, a predicted model, not a curated record
CUCAGAGCAUUUAUAACACCAAACUGGAAGUUUCAUCAAACAGCAGCACUUCAGCUCAUUCUCUUUGUCUCUCCUGGUGGACGUCAGCUCAGAGUUGCUCAUCAUGGCUUUGUGUGUUGUGAAGGUCUCCUGGAUGGUCUUCCUCCUCUUCAGCAUUGGAGCUUGUCUUCCUGCUAAACAAGGUCAAAGUGGAUCAGGAUCAGGCUCCAGGUCUGGAUCAGGAUCUGGGUCUGGAUCUGCUGGUUUUGGCUAUACCAGCACUGGUGGUUCCAGUGGCGGUUCUGGAUCAGAGGGGAACCUGUUUGAACAGCAGCUUGCCACCAUUGCUCGCUUCAUUGCAGAAAUCCUGAGCUUCGGGCCCAGCCGUCCUUUCCCUCGUGAAGCCUGGACCUCUGAGCAUGUUCCUGUUGGGUCUGUUGAGCAGCGUCCUCUGUACCCUUCAUCCCACGUGGUCAAGACCAGCAGCGGCUACCAGCGAGCUCGGGACUUCAGUUCUGAUGCCAAAUACACCCAGGAUAUCUUUGACCACAUGGAUGUAGAUGGAGGCAAUAAAGGUGGAUCCUCCAAGACUGGAUCCAAAGGACAGAAGGGCUACUGAGGUGAAUGAUGGCAACAAUUCUUUGACGUAAUAAAUUUUAGUCUAAUACUUACUUUCCUGUGACUUUCAAUGAAAUACUUGAUCUCAAACUACAUAGACAAUGUUGUAUUUGGUAAAUCUUAAAAAGAAUUCACUCUCUAAACUACAGUCAAAUUGCCACUGCACUGUGACCUAGAUGAGUUUAAAUUUCUUUUGUUUUUGUGUACUGAACUAGGCGGGUGUUAGUGUUUUUGGAGAUAAAGCGGCGGCAGUCCACCAACCUACUCAAGUUGUACAGUAGCAGCAUGGGCCGGGAGCCUGGCAAUGACCAGACGUCAAUCUGACGGUCCUUGGCACAGUAGGCCCAAAUGGGGAGAUGGCAAUGUGCAAAACUGCUCUUGUGGGGUUUCAAACCCUGACCAUAAACAUGACAGUUUACCAGUGUAAUGGCAGUUCAUAGCAAUCGUAACCAGCUUAUAAAUUUUUCAGGCAGUCUUCAAAUUCCCUUAUGUAAACUAGUUCUAAAAAAAUUUGAUUUCAACCAGUGAAAUGUGUUCAGUUGAAGGUAGACUUUAUUUCAAGCCCCAAGUUUUCCUUUAGUCUUUGAAAUGUCCUUCAGGAAAGUCUACUCAAAUUGAUUUGAAUAAA